GGCGCUUCUGCUGCUGCUGCUGCUGCUGCAACCGGAGACCAGACGCGGCUCCGGAUCACGAAGAGCCUCAGUGCGCAUGCGCCGUCUGCACCGUUUACUGUAUAUUCACAGUGGGGGGAAUAGGGGCAGACGACAAAACCAAGCCCUGUUUUUUUUUAAUACAGCGAAGUGGAAUCUAACAUGUAAAUAACAUCCAGGAGGCAAGGCGGAAUAGCAACAGGUGUGAUGAGACAAAGGAACAAAGGAUGCCUUAGAAGAGAGGCAGAGAGCAAGGCUGGAAUCUGCUUCAAAGCACACCAAAUGGAUCUAUCUCUUCUCCUUGCAUCCAGAUCAUGAUACUUGGCUUAAAGCUUUAAUCAUCUUUAUGAUCCCUCCUCCAUCUAUGGCGAACUAUAGCCAUGCAGGGGACCACAACAUCUUGCAGAAUGUCUCUCCCCUCGCCACAUUCCUCAAACUAACCUCCCUGGGCUUCAUCAUCGGCGUCGGUGUUGUGGGAAACCUCCUGAUCUCUAUCCUGCUAGUCAAAGACAAGAGCCUGCACCGUGCGCCCUACUACUUCUUGUUGGACCUGUGCGCCUCAGACAUCCUGCGCUCAGCCAUCUGCUUCCCCUUUGUAUUCACCUCGGUGAAGAACGGCUCGGCGUGGACGUACGGCACCCUCACGUGCAAAGUGAUCGCCUUCCUGGGUGUGCUCUCCUGCUUCCACACAGCCUUCAUGCUGUUCUGUGUCAGUGUGACACGCUACCUAGCUAUCGCACAUCACCGCUUCUAUACCAAGCGGCUGACCCUGUGGACGUGCUUGGCUGUGGUGUGCAUGGUGUGGACGCUGUCAGUGGCCAUGGCCUUUCCGCCUGUGCUGGACGUGGGCACGUACUCGUUCAUCCGCGAGGAGGACCAGUGCACGUUUCAGCACCGCUCAUUCCGCGCCAAUGACUCGCUGGGCUUCAUGCUGCUGCUCGCCCUGAUCCUCCUGGCCACCCAGCUUGUCUACCUCAAGCUCAUAUUCUUCGUUCACGACCGGCGCAAGAUGAAACCUGUCCAGUUCGUGCCUGCUGUCAGCCAAAACUGGACCUUCCACGGACCAGGGGCCAGCGGGCAAGCAGCGGCUAACUGGCUGGCUGGUUUCGGCCGAGGCCCGACGCCUCCAACCUUGCUGGGCAUCCGGCAGAACGGCAAUGCGGCAGGCAGACGGCGCCUCCUGGUGUUGGAUGAGUUUAAGACUGAGAAGAGGAUAAGCAGAAUGUUCUACGUCAUGACUUUCUUCUUCCUUAGUCUGUGGGGGCCCUACCUAGUGGCGUGCUACUGGAGAGUGUUCGCCCGUGGCCCUGCCGUGCCAGGAGGCUAUCUCACAGCAGCUGUAUGGAUGAGCUUCGCUCAGGCUGCCGUCAAUCCCUUCAUCUGCAUCUUCUCCAACCGUGAGCUCAGACGUUGCUUCAGCACCACGCUCCUCUACUGCAGAAAGUCCAGGUUACCCAGGGAACCCUACUGUGUUAUAUGAAGGCUACAUUUUUUUGGAUCUUGGGUAAAUUUUUUGGCUCCCCCUGGGUGGUCAGGGGUACAUCCUUGUUGUAUAGUUCUCCUUUUCUUCAUCUUCUUCAGUAUAACCCCUGUACACAGCCCUGCCCUCACCCUGUAGGCCUGGUGUCAAACUGUCAAUCAAACACACCUCUCGAUGUGAAUCAGCGUCGGAUGCAAAGCUUGAAGGGAAUAAAAUAAUCAGGGAGUGGAGGAACCCCUCCUGUGUUUAUGUUCUAGUAAACAACUGCUGCGGAAGGCCGUUUUAAAGCAGAUAAGCAAAAAAAAAAAAGAAUAAAAAAAGAAAGGGAAAUAAAAAAGAAAGAAAGAAAAAAAGGAAAGAUGGAAUCAAAAUGCGAUUUUAAUAAUGGACUCAUGCCUUCGCUUUGGAUAAGUUGAAGACUAACGUUGUACAUGACAGAAUCACUGGAAUGGUUUUUUUGUUUAAAAGUUGCACUAAGCUAAAAAAAAAAAAAAAAAAGAUAAAGUUGCUUUUUUCCUGAUUUGCAUUGCAAGGAUGUCUCAUUUUUUCCCCAAACUGACAUACGAAUGCUUUCUUUUGCAACAGACUACUCAUUUACUGUAAGUAAACAAAACAUGUGAGGUGACAAACUCUAUUGGAAUACACCUUCACAGGAGGAUUAAAUUGGUUUAAAUGUAAGUGAUAUCUUUUUUCAGUUUUUGGGGGAUGGGUGGGGAGGAUUUUGGGACAAAAGGGUUACUGAUGUGUGGUUUUCCAAUUGCAACUUUAAAUUAUUUCCUGUAGUUUUAUGAUCCAUGCAGUAUGUCCUCGUCUGGCAGUAUUCUUUUUCUUAUCUCGGUUUCUAACGGUCUUAAAACAAUUUUUGGUUUUUAAAAGUUGCUUUUGAGAACCUUGUGCUAAAAUGAACAUGGAGAACCAGUUCAAUGUUUCAUAUCCAUGUUACCCAGCCACUGACAUUGUUACAGUAUUGCUGAUACCACUCCAGAUGUUCUUGCCUUAAUUGUUCUGAUAUUUGUUAUUUUGGGUCCGAUUUUCAAAUGUGCUCCUCUGAAAUGCCUCCAGGCUUCCAAGGAGCAUUUUCACAUUGAACUAAAGUGCAUGUUCAUUUUAAAAGCAUAUCCACUUUCAUAAGCGUCGCCACUGGAAAUGCACCAGACGCCCCAUUUCUUCUCCUGAAGCGGUUUUGCUGUACACCUACACUCCACUGAGUGCACAGAGUGCAAGAAGCAGAGAAGCGCUUGCGUGUGUGUAUGUGUGUAAGCUGGACAGCUGUCACAUCAAGACCAGAGCCUUAGUAUAAAAUCUUGCACAAUUUGUAAAAAAUGUACUGGAAAACAACAAAAAAACAUUGUAUUUAAGGCACAGCGUCUUGUUUAUACCCAACAUUUGCUCUUUACUGAUUGUUUUGAUUAACUUUUUUCUCUUGUGGCCAUUUUAAUAUUUAUUAUGUAUUUUUUUGUAUAUUAUAGAUAAAUAGUGUGUAAGUUUGUGAGUCUUUCAUUUUAGAGUCCCGGAUGUGAGUACUGUUUAAGUUAGGAUUGCAUUUGCUGAAAGUUAACUGUGUAAUCUGUUGCUUACAUUUUUGAAAAUAAAAUUUUACAUUUUGCAAAAUGCGAACGUUCUUCUGAUUGAAAAUCAGCCAGUUCAACUGAGUUCCCUAUUUGUUCACGUUCUUUCCACGAAAGCUAAAGUGACCUGAACUUUGUUUUUUACACAAGCAGAUCUUUUUAAUAAUCGUUACAUUUUCGAAUCUACUGAAUUUCUUUUGAGUGAAACAUUGCCGAAAAUGUUUGCAGUUUUCUGAACACAUGUCCAUCUAUCCUUUCUGUUUUUUUGGGUUUUUUUUGGUAUGAUUAUUCUACACGUUGCCUAUAUCCUGGUUUGCAUUGUUGUACAUCCUGUACAUCCUGUAUGUGUUCCUAUUCCUGCCUAAUGUACAUGACAAAUGCCAUGCAAUAUCAUUUUCUAAAAGGCUCCCAUGUGACUGAAGUGUGGCCCACUCUGCUGUGUGCAUUCUAUCAGUAAGCCUACUACUCCUUAGUAAGGAAAAACCGUGAAGAAUAGCUCUAGAUAAAGAGAAAGACUGGAGUUCUUUGUAUGGAAUGAUCCUGUGUUUGGCCAGGUUCUUGGCAAAACUCUUAGACACUCUAUAUUGUUUUAUAAAUUUUUUGUGUUUGAUGUUUAUUUUAUACCUUUCCGUCUUCUCAAUGAACAGAAAAUAGCCAAUUUUCGGUUUCCAAACAGUCAUUGUCCAAAAAAAAUUAAAUAUUACAGAGAAAUAUAAUGCUAUUAAAUAAAGUAUCAUAUUAAUUAAUAGACCACUUUUUUUUUUAGAUUAAAAGCAAGGGCUUUCAGAGAUUAUGGGCAGAAAGACAAGCAAGUGCAACAGCCAAAUUCUCCAAAAGCCUGAAAAAUCUACCAGCCAAAUUUCUUAUUAAACAGUGUACCCAAGAGAACAAAUGCCAAAUAUUGACUUGAUAUAGUUUUCUGCUCUUACUUGUCCAUUUUUAUAAGUAGAACCAUUUCCUUUAAUUAUUGCUGAAAGCAUUGUUGCAUUACAGAAUUUCUUUACAUGUGACUAAGACUUUUGCCUAGUACUGUAUAUAUACAAUAUUCACUUAGAAGGUUGUUGUAGUCACUGAAUAAUAUUCAUUGAGAUGAAUAACUGAACAGUUAUUUGGGAGUUUUAGGGUUAAAGCUUUAACAAAAGAAGAUUUUCUUUUCAGAAAAGGAGCUCUUUUAGAAAGAUAAAACUCUUCACCAUCGAAAAAACACCUUUUUAACAGUUCACCUUCUGGUCCUCAGACUUCCAGCUUAACAAUCAACUGUUCAUUUUUGUUUUAAUAAUGCACAAGUUGUAAAAUGUUGGUCGAUGACAAGCAAACAUUCAGUUUAUUGAUGAUUUGAUUAUUUCUGUUUUUCACUGUUGUGAUGGAACCAUUUGCCUGAAGGCUGUUUUGUGUGAAAUUUGUACCUGGUCACGAAUUUCUCAAUUAUAUUACAAGGGGAAAUGGAUAGAAAGAAGUUAGCCGGUUGUAGUGUUCUACUUGCUUCAAGGUUAUGGUAUUUGCUUUGUGCUUAUACAUCUGGUUUCAACAGCCUGUGUUCUCUCCCAAUGGAAAUGAGUAUAUUGAUUUUGUGUCCAUUUUUAUAUAACAUGGCAGACUCUAAAGUGAGACAUAAGUUUGCCCAAUGUCCCUUGAGUGGAAACAUGAAACAGAGAUCCUUCCUUCAUCUUCUGCUAAAGACGUGGCACGUACAUCGUCUUAACUCUCAUUUCCUGUUCACUGUUUAGCACUGGAUGCUUUAUUGACAUAGAUCAUUCUCUAUGGAAAUGCAACUAUAAAAUGUUUUUUUAAAAAUGCAAUAUAUGUUAUCAUUAUCUCAGUGCAUAGAGAUAUAAGCCAAUGUAUAGACUCAGUGCAUAAAGAUACAAAGCAAUGCAUAGACUCAAUGCAUAGACAUAUAUAAACCAUAGACUUAAUAGCAUAGACUUUAUUCAUAGUUAUAUGAACGGAUGCAUAGACUCAGUACAUAGAUAUAUAAACCAAUGUAUAGCCUUAAUGCAUAGAAAUAUAAUCCAUUGUAAAGCCUUGAUGCAUAGAAAUACAAAGCAAUACAGUAUAUAAACUCCAGGCAUAGAGAUAUUUGUAGAGACUCACAUGCUCAGCAAUGCUCCUGAUGGCAUGCAUGUGUGAAGGGAAUUUUUUUUGUUUCAGUUUACAAAAAUAUGCAAUUUACCUUGUUACUCUUACCUCAAAAUGACAUCUGACAGUAUAUCUGAAUAUUAGUAUAGUAGAUGUAGAUGAAAAGGAUUUUCAUGUUUGCGCCCAUGUGUUAUAGUCAUGCCAAAGUUGCCUUAAAUUCAGUUUUCUUAUUGAAAGUUUCCUGUCCGGAUUCCCGGUUGAUAAUGGCAGUGUCCUCAGCUAAAAAAAUGCUUGAACAGGCAGGCCUUUCUCUUUUGUUCAGAGGGCAGGCGUCCUUUUAUAGUCUGGUCUCUGGUAUGCGAAUGCAAUAUAGCAGCAUGUUGCAGGUUAUUGCUCUGUCUGUGCAUUAGAACGAGCUUCAGGCAGGUGGUGGUGAUGGAGGUGGUGGUGGUGGUGUGUGUGUGUGUGUGUGUGUGUGUGUGUGUGUGUUUGUGUGUAUGGUGGGGGGUGUUCAUUACUACUAUGUUAGCCUGGGCAGUAAAGCAGGAUUGGGGCCACAAGGUCCAUGCUUCCCUCAGCAUUCCCAGGUGAAAUAUCACAGAGGCAGCUAACAGUUAUCGAUGUUCCUGGAGCAGGACAGUGUUGUCAAGGCAGGACUGGAACAGCAGGGGGUUAUUGUGGGUAGCCAGGGGGGUACCUUGCCAUCGCUGAAGCACAGCUGCAGAUCGAUACCUAAAGUGAACCGUAAUGCAGAAAUCUUUUCUAACCAUUGUUUAUAUAUGCACAGUAAAAACAGUUAUAUAAAACCAGAAUCAAUGCUAACUACACCAGCAGGAUCCAAUAUGUGCUAUAGCUGUAAUCAAUCCACAGUCAGAUGCUUUAAUGGUGAUGAAAUAUUAGUGAUUAUGUUGUGAUGUUGUGAUGAGAGGCAGUGGGAGGAGGAAAUAAGGGGAAGGUAAAACACGUGUCCAGCUGUGUUGCUGCGCCUGCAGUGCAUAAACAGCUUUCCAAUGUGUUUGUUGACAAUCUGUCGCUCUCCGUUCCUCUCUCUAAAAAAAAAAAGUGUGAUUAUGCUUGAAUAUGCUUUAUCUGUAUGAUAUGCACGCCAGAGUGUGGAGGAAGGAAGACAGGGAUGCUUGAGUUAAAGCCCAAUAAAAAGCAAGAUGAUGAUCGGUAGUCCCUUGAGGUCUUCCUCAACAAAAUGUUGCUGUAUUUCUCAUUAGCUGGUCUUGGAAUACAAAUGAUCAGGCAGACGCUUUCAACUAUUUAGAUUUGGACGGAAGAUUUUUGUCUCUGGCACAUUACUGCAGUUCUGUGUGUUAUUCUAUGCUUUUUAGGAACUGGUUAAAAGGUAAUUAGCUAUUAGUUAUUAAAACUUAUUGGUUACUGGUUAUUAGGAACUGGUGGGGGUAAAAAGGAAAAAUCCACCCUCAACAACAUAUGCAUAUCAAAUCUAAUACGCAUAAUCUUUAUAAUUAACUUGUGAUCGGAUUAUUUAUUUUAAAUCGUUUUAUCAAUUUAUUUUGUAAUGAAAUUCUGCAUUUUUUUUCUGACUUUUCAUCUAUAUCUUGGUUUAUUAUCACUAUUGUUAAUGGUUUCAUUACCCACAAUGCCUACCUACUUUGACUACCUGCUGAUAGAGGUGCCAGUGAGAUUUAACUCUUGCUUCCUCUCUGGUGAAGAGACUGAUGCAGCAGUGCUUUAGGCUUUUAGUCUGUCCAGCUCUCUCACCUCCUCAUCUUACACUCUGCUCUAACAGAUCAGCUUCAAAGGCAUCAUGCUUUCAUGCUAAUAAUGCUGUCAAUGCCAUCAUACUUUUCAUCUCAUAGAUCGCUAACUAACCGAGUCAUGUGUAACUCAUACUGUAACUCAGUGCAGCCGUGUUGUAUAGCUGCAUUGCAUUCUGGAACUUUGAGUCCAAAGUUUGUUGUUUUCACUACUUCUACACUUUAUUUCUCAUUAAUACAUUCAAUGUAUUUUGGUCUUUUGGAGCUAACACUGAAACCUGACCAUUAUCCAUUAUUUUUUGGAGAUGACGGCUGUUUUGUUUUUUUUUCCUAUUAAACACCACUAGCAAUGUCCUCCUGUGAUGUCGGCACACAGCUACUGACUUCUCAGGGGAAUAAUGAAAAUACAUCACGAACCGACGAAUUAGAACCAGAAUCACUAAGCACAUCACAAAUAUUUCAGUAUAAACACAUUUAAUGUUUCAUAGGGUGGACUUUUCUUUUAACUCUUGCAUAUUUAAUAAUGUUUUGUUUUGUAUGUUGGCUUGAAGGUUUUCUGUUUCAAUGAAACUAACUUUUAGACACUAUAAAAACAGUCUGUUGGAUAUACCACAGAUAGUAUCCAUGCUGAGUGCUGAUGCUUGUUGACAAGAUAAGUACAAGACAUGCUGUAGGAUGCCAGAAUCCUGUAAUUUUUGUCUGGCUUUGUGGAAUACCAAGUUAGUAUAUAUUCUCUUUUUCAAUCUUACCAUGAAGAGAAGGGAAUUAAAUGACAGCAUUUGCGCCCGUUGAGCAGCCUGGGGUAAAAUGCCUUGUUUAAGUGCACAUUUGCUAAAAAAUCACUGCACUGCACUCCAGCUCUCUGCCCCAAUGUCCACUUCCACACUGAAUUAGACAUGCAGCCCCCUGGUUAGACAGACAGGGCUACCAACUCUGUCCAUUUUUUGCCUCCUUCACUGCUUCAAGGGGACUAGUCAUCACAUGAAUACACAUCAUGUUCUUUCCCUGUCUGCAUAUUUUGCAUGAGCUGUCCUAAAUGUCAGCACUAGCUCAGAGAAAGCCGCCAUAACAGGUGUGUCCAGUCUUAUCUGUAGCAGCAGGGUUUUCAUUCCAACCAAUGACAAGCCACUAUGGUGGCCCAUAAGUGCAAAACACGCAUACAAACUAAAAACUCAACAGCCAAUCAGAAAACACAACAACAGAACCAAAAACACAAUAGCGAAUUCAGAAACACAUCAAUAUUAACUCAUAACAGAAAGGGCAGGUCCUUAUUGAACAUCCUUUGUUUACAGUAAGAGAAAACAUGGGCCUAAAUGAAUUAAUUGAUACUUUUAUUGUGCUAACUGGCUUAUAAAGUGCUUGUGAUGUUUCCUUGUGAUUGUCAGACACUGUGUCCAAUCAGCAAUGAACGUGUUCAACAAGGACUUGCCCUUUCUGAGUUGUGUUUCUGAAUUCGCUGUUGUGUUUUUGUU
This is a messenger RNA of Pangasianodon hypophthalmus (striped catfish), 8344 nucleotides long. It is a transcript of the gene gpr85, whose product is annotated as G protein-coupled receptor 85. The coding region runs from base 365 to 1498 and encodes 377 amino acids. The transcript has 2 exons. Gene Ontology annotation, biological process: G protein-coupled receptor signaling pathway. NCBI's taxonomy places the organism in Eukaryota, Metazoa, Chordata, Actinopteri, Siluriformes, Pangasiidae. Gene Ontology annotation, cellular component: plasma membrane. Gene Ontology annotation, molecular function: G protein-coupled receptor activity. The record is from RefSeq and is a predicted model, not a curated record.